This is a messenger RNA of Cynocephalus volans (Philippine flying lemur), 1671 nucleotides long. It is a transcript of the gene FBXO27, whose product is annotated as F-box protein 27. Gene Ontology annotation, biological process: glycoprotein catabolic process; SCF-dependent proteasomal ubiquitin-dependent protein catabolic process. Lineage: Eukaryota; Metazoa; Chordata; Mammalia; Dermoptera; Cynocephalidae. The coding region runs from base 98 to 949 and encodes 283 amino acids. The record is from RefSeq and is a predicted model, not a curated record. Gene Ontology annotation, molecular function: protein binding; ubiquitin protein ligase activity. Gene Ontology annotation, cellular component: SCF ubiquitin ligase complex; cytoplasm. The transcript has 6 exons.
CCCGGCCGGAGGGCGAGGAACGCUGGCGGGGAUCCAGGGUGCGACUCGGGGGCCUGGCUGGCGGAGGCGGUACCGCGUCGGGCCUGGCGGGGGAACCAUGGGCGCCUCGGCCUCCAGGGGCCGGGCCGCCCCGGUCCCCGCGCCGGAGCCGGAACCCGAGGAGGUGCUGGACCUGAACCAACUGCCACCCGAGCUGCUCCUGGUGGUGCUGAGCCACGUACCCCCGCGCGCGCUGCUCGGGCGCUGCCGCCGCGUGUGCCGGGGCUGGCGCGCCCUGGUGGACGGCCAGGCCCUGUGGCUGCGGAUCCUGGCCCGGGACGACGGCGCCGCCGGCCGCGCCCUGCUGUCGCUCGCCCGCAGCUGCCUGCCAGCCGCCUGCGACGCCCGGCCCUGCCCGCUGGGCCGCUUCUGCGCACGCAGACCCAUCGGACGCAACCUCAUCCGCAACCCCUGCGGCCAGGAAGGCCUUCAGAAGUGGAUGGUGCAGCACGGUGGGGACGGCUGGGUGGUGGAGGAAAACAGGACAACCGUGCCUGGGGCCCCUUCGCAGACCUGUUUUGUGACUUCCUUCAGGUGGUGUCGCAAGAAGCAGGUCUUGGACCUGGAGGAGGAGGGUCUGUGGCCAGAACUGCUGGAUAGUGGCAGGAUUGAGAUUUGUGUCUCUGACUGGUGGGGAGCCCGACAUGACAGUGGCUGUAUGUAUCGGCUCCUUGUCCAACUUCUAGAUGCCAACCAGACCGUCCUGGAUAAAUUCUCUGCUGUACCUGAUACCAUCCAGCAAUGGAAUAACAAUACCUGCUUUCAGGUCACCCAUGUGUUCUCCAACAUCAAAAUGGGCGUCCGUUUUGUGUCUUUUGAACACUGGGGCCAGGACACACAGUUCUGGGCUGGCCACUAUGGAGCCCGUGUGACCAACUCCAGUGUGAUCAUGCGAGUCUGUCCGUCCUAGUCAAGGGCUGCCCUUCUUGCAAGACAGUCUGACUGUGCCUUCCAGGAGCUGGGAUCAUUGGCUGGGACCUCUCAACCAAGCACUUCUACCUCCUUGGCAGACUGGUAACUCCUGGGUCUGGUCAAGGGUCCUGCCAGGCCCUGUUUUCAGGUUCUGGAAAAUACUGGAAGAAGUUUCUUCCAUCAGAUCUACCUACUGCUGCUACUUUAGCGGGGCCCUGCCUUACUGAGGGGAGACCCACAGGUGAGCAUGGGGGAGUGCUGGUCUUCGAGAGAGCUUCUCGCCCUCCCCUGUCCUCCCUCCCCACCAACAGUCCUCUGAUGGAGCCCCAGACCCUUCUACCCAUCCCCUCCAUUGGCAUUUUGUCUCCUCCUGCUUCUGCUUCAGGGACUUUCUUGGUCCCUUCAGGGAAACCCUCUGCUCAUCUCUGACCUUAGAAUCUCAUCCUUGGACUAGCAAAAUUCCAGCUGCCUUGGGUGGUGAAUUUAACCUCCUGGGGCUAUCGAGCUUCAGGGCUGGGCCCAGGUCUCACAGCUGAAAGUCAGCUAGGUCAAAAAAAGGGUGUGGAGACAGAUGGUUCUGCCCACACUAACUUCCCUGAAAAAUGAGAGCCCAACUCUGAGACCCAACCCUGAUCCUCAAGGAUUGUGUGGUAUUUAAAAUUAUUUUAUUUUUCAUUUUGACAUUUUGGCAAUGAGAGAAUAAUAUAUCAGCAACAUGUA